Molecule: messenger RNA, 381 nt
Organism: Microtus oregoni (creeping vole)
Lineage: Eukaryota; Metazoa; Chordata; Mammalia; Rodentia; Cricetidae
Product: aspartate, glycine, lysine and serine-rich protein-like
Exons: 2
Coding region: 1-381 (126 amino acids)
Source: RefSeq, a predicted model, not a curated record
AUGGGGAAGGCCACCAAAAAGUCGCAGGAUCCUCGUACAGAUGUGAGCCCAUCAACCUCCGGUACCGUGACCCAAAAGCCCAAGAGUCGCCGCAAGCCCAAAACUCCCAGCAAGAAGAAUGGUGGUGAGAUCAGCUUCUGCUUCAGAAACCCCAAUAAGGUCCGUAAGACUAUCAAGAAGGGCAAGAAAACCCCGCCACCACGGGCCUUAAAAAGAAAGGCAUCUGAGAAAACUGCGAAAAAGACUAAAAAUGUCAUCCGGAAAGCAAUGUAUGGUCACUACCAAGACCUGGUGAAAGAACUAGCUCGCACUGAGACUGACCCAGACCACAGCAGCUUAGGGAGUUCCACUGCUUCAAUAACUGACAUGGAGAGUCAAUAG